Amaranthus tricolor (Joseph's coat) is the source of this 1229-nucleotide messenger RNA. RefSeq names its product MOB kinase activator-like 1A. Gene Ontology annotation, biological process: signal transduction; positive regulation of protein phosphorylation. Gene Ontology annotation, molecular function: protein kinase activator activity. The record is from RefSeq and is a predicted model, not a curated record. The transcript is spliced from 7 exons. Bases 360 to 1004 code for a protein of 214 amino acids. Gene Ontology annotation, cellular component: cytoplasm; nucleus. Lineage: Eukaryota; Viridiplantae; Streptophyta; Magnoliopsida; Caryophyllales; Amaranthaceae.
AUCGUCCAAAUUUUAAAAUAAUUUUUUAAAAAUACAUUAUCUAAAUCCUCUCAUUUUACGAGCUUGGUAGGUUAAGUCUACCGGUAGCACAUAAACAACUCUAAUGUUGGAACUGAGUAUUAAGUAUAUUGAAUAAUUGCGUGGAUUCCCGGCGUAACAUCUAAAUUUUCAACACCCAAAUUCCCCUAAAAAUCAUUAAAACACAAAGGAAACUGUCAAACUUUUCUACUAAUCUCGUUUUUUUAUUCAUUUUCAAACCCAUAUAUUUUUCACACUCUCUUUCAUUUCAUCUAAAUUCCCCAUUCAUGUCUUCUUAAAAUUAUAAACCAUCAUAGAAUUAAAAAAAAUUGUAAACCAUCAUGAGUCUCUUUGGCCUUGGCAGGAAUCAGAAAACAUUUAGGCCCAAGAAGAGUGCACCUUCUGGAAGUAAGGGGGCCCAGUUGAGAAAGCUUAUUGAUGCCACCCUUGGUAGUGGAAAUCUAAGAGAAGCAGUGAGACUCCCACCAGGAGAGGAUUUGAAUGAAUGGCUGGCUGUGAACACUGUGGAUUUCUUCAACCAGGCUAACCUACUUUACGGUACUCUCACCGAGUUCUGUACACCAGAGAGCUGUCCUACAAUGACAGCAGGACCCAGGUACGAGUAUAGGUGGGCAGAUGGUGUUCAGAUCAAAAAACCUAUUGAGGUUUCUGCACCAAAAUAUGUUGAGUACUUGAUGGAAUGGAUUGAAUCUCAACUGGAUGAUGAAUCUAUCUUCCCACAAAAGAUUGGGGCGCCAUUUCCUUCAAACUUUAGGGAUGUUGUCAAAACAAUCUUUAAGCGACUGUUUAGGGUAUAUGCUCAUAUCUAUCAUUCACACUUCCAAAAGAUAGUGAGUCUCAAGGAGGAAGCACACUUGAAUACUUGUUUCAAGCAUUUCAUACUAUUCACCUAUGAAUUCGGGCUAAUGGACAAGAAAGAGCUGGCUCCACUCCAGGACCUCAUUGAUACAAUUGUUCCUUUCUGAAGUUUUCCCUUUUUUGAACACAUCCUGCAUUAAUGGUUUGUUACAUAGUUGAAUCAAAUAAAGGAAUCAUAGGAAUCGGUCACAGUUAUUUGAGACUGUGUGCACCUCCCCCGGUUUGUGCUUGUGACAAACUUCAUUUGUAUAUGCUUCAGUUCCCAUUUAUGAAUGUGUUCUCAUAGUAUAUGAUACUUCAUUAUCUAUGGAAACGUCUGUUGCCAUCUGAAA